Fomitiporia mediterranea MF3/22 is the source of this 726-nucleotide messenger RNA. Its product is annotated as kinase-like protein. Gene Ontology annotation, biological process: mitotic DNA damage checkpoint signaling; protein phosphorylation. Gene Ontology annotation, molecular function: ATP binding; protein serine/threonine kinase activity. Gene Ontology annotation, cellular component: nucleus. The transcript is spliced from 6 exons. The coding region runs from base 1 to 726 and encodes 241 amino acids. The record is from RefSeq and is a predicted model, not a curated record. NCBI's taxonomy places the organism in Eukaryota, Fungi, Basidiomycota, Agaricomycetes, Hymenochaetales, Hymenochaetaceae.
AUGCACACGUAUUAUAACCUUGACCCACUCGACCUGUAUUCAACCAAUGCUCCGGCACUUCAUCCCAAAUGGUCCCUGCCUAUACAGCAAUUAACUGUUGGGGAUAAAAUUGGCGGAGGUACUUUUAGUGAAGUAUGGUCUUUGAUCCGUGCAGAUAUUCAGAACGAGGAAGGGGUAGCCGUAUCUUUUGUGGCAAAGGUAGCAAAGAGACCACGAAUUAUGAUCACCUCAGAAGACGAGAGAAAGGACUACGAAAUCGUUGAGAGAGCUAGAACAGAAGCUCGACUCAUGCGAGAACUAAGCCAUCCUCACAUUCUCAAAUGCUACGGUGCUUUUAUAAACAUAGAAAGUGUGAUAAUUAUAUGUGAAAUGGCUGAGAAGGGUGAUUUAAGUGCAAGGCAGUAUACGGAAGGGGAAACCAAGGACUACGUUAGACAACUCCUUAAAGCAUCACAUUAUAUGCACUCACGCAACGCCUUGCAUGGUGACCUGAAGCCAGAGAACCUGCUAAUUCGGGUGAGGAGGAGACAGGCUGCAGCUUCAAGCAGAAUUAUUGAGAAUGAUGUACUUGUAGCAGGCGACUUUGGCAGUGCUGCUAAACUCGACGGAACUGAAGAGAAGAAAAUUAGAGGAACUCUAGGUUACAUAGCUCCAGAACAGUUCAAGGGACAGUGCACGACAAAGUCAGACAUGUGGUCCGUCGGGUAUGAGCAACGACGCAUUUGA